Messenger RNA from Alexandromys fortis (reed vole), 1236 nucleotides. It is a transcript of the gene Nsmce1, whose product is annotated as NSE1 homolog, SMC5-SMC6 complex component. The record is from RefSeq and is a predicted model, not a curated record. NCBI's taxonomy places the organism in Eukaryota, Metazoa, Chordata, Mammalia, Rodentia, Cricetidae. Gene Ontology annotation, molecular function: ubiquitin-protein transferase activity. Gene Ontology annotation, cellular component: Smc5-Smc6 complex; nucleus. Bases 292 to 1092 code for a protein of 266 amino acids. Gene Ontology annotation, biological process: double-strand break repair via homologous recombination. The transcript is spliced from 9 exons.
AUGAAGGCCGCGGGGCGCUGCGGGUACCAAAACGGGCGUCGUUGGGGCGACUGGAGGACGGCAGUGGGGUCAGCGGGGCGUACGAGAGCGGUGUCCGGCGCUGACGGGGAUAUUGAGGCCCCUUAAAGGGCACGGAUUGGGACCUAGCUCCGUAACAAAGGUUCUGGUGAGUUCGAAACCAGGCUGUGCGGUCGGAGCACCAACACUACCUAGCACAGGCCGCCCGUUGGUGCCCCAGGCUUUGCUUAUCGUGCGGACCCCUGAAUUUUAAAGUCCUUUGGCUCCCCCGACAUGCAGGGCAGCACGAGAAGAGUGGGUGCCAUGACGGAUGUCCAUCGGCGCUUCCUCCAGCUGCUGAUGACCCACGGUGUGCUGGAGGAGUGGGAGGUCAGGCGUCUGCAGAACCACUGUUACAAGGUCCACGACCGAAAUGCUACUGUGGAUAAGCUGGAGGACUUCAUCAGCAAUAUCAACAGUGUCUUGGAGUCUUUGUAUAUUGAGAUAAAGAAAGGAGCCACAGAAGACGACGGGAGACCCAUCUAUGCUCUGGUGAAUCUUGCUACAACUUCAAUUUCCAAAAUGGCCACGGAUUUUGCAGAGAACGAGCUGGACCUGUUUAGAAAGGCUCUGGAACUGAUCGUUGACUCAGAGACUGGCUUUGCUUCUUCUACAAACAUUUUGAACCUGGUUGAUCAACUCAAAGGCAAAAAGAUGAGGAAGAAAGAGGCGGAACAGGUGUUGCAGAAGUUCGUGCAGAGCAAGUGGCUGAUUGAGAAGGAGGGGGAGUUCACCUUGCAUGGCCGGGCCAUCUUGGAGAUGGAGCAGUUCAUCCGAGAGUCCUACCCGGAUGCCGUGAAGAUAUGCAACAUUUGCCACAGCCUCCUCAUCCAGGGUCAGAGCUGCGAGACGUGUGGUAUUAGGAUGCAUUUGCCUUGUGUGGCCAAGUACUUCCAGUCCACCUCUGAGCCACGCUGCCCCCACUGCAAUGACUACUGGCCCCAUGACAUACCAGAAGUCUUCGACCCUGAGAAGGAGAGGGAGGCUGGCAUCUCCAGGUCGAGCAGAAAGUCCUUACGGACCCGUCAGCACUAGCUGUGUCCUGCAUGGCUCUGGCUGUUGGUGGACUGAUCCUCACGACCCAUUCAGACCAGGGCCCUGACACAUGGCACAUGAAUUGUCUCCCUUGUUAUUUGCGCUUAACAUAUUUUUAAUAAAUGUUUCCUGAUGGUUGCUGUA